Dentiscutata erythropus is the source of this 1513-nucleotide messenger RNA. Lineage: Eukaryota; Fungi; Glomeromycota; Glomeromycetes; Diversisporales; Gigasporaceae. The record is from the annotation of a GenBank genome assembly.
AAAAGGAAAGGACGAAAAUGUAUGCACGCAUGUAAUAGUUACUGGUCGUGAAAUAAGUGGUGCAGAAUUAAUAAAGUCCAAUUCAUUAUUGCCAAAUUGUGAUGUACCUGUAUAUGAUUUGGAGCUUCAAAAAGCCAAUGAAAAUACUUUCAUAUCAGUUACCAAAGAUAUAAGUAGUGCGUUGGAUCAAAUUCGACCGGAUGUCUUGAUUUAUAUAAAUGAAUUUAAAAAUGAAGCAAUACGUGGUGUUGACGCUGCAUUAUUUGCUGCUUCUCAAAAUAAUCAAACCAUUACAAAAAUUGCAUUACCUAUUGAAGACGCGAAAUAUAUGAUGUGGUUAACUGAUUUAGAUAUAGAGGCUCUUAAAAAUUGGAACACUCCAAACAUUGAAGUACAAGUGAUUACUCAAGACCGUCCUCGAUCUUUAUCACGCCUUAUGCGAUCUCUCAGUUCUUCUAUUUAUUUCGGUGACAAUGUACAUCUCACUGUAAAUAUGGAUCGAGGUGCAGAUCCUGUUACUGUUAAAUACUGUCAAACAUUUGAAUGGUCUUUUGGUAAAAUGACCAUUAGAUACCGUAUAAAGCAAGGUGGUUUGAUUACUGCUGUCGUGGAAUCUUAUUAUCCGACUACCAAUGAUGAUUACGCUAUAAUUUUAGAAGAUGAUAUUGAAGUUUCUCCAUUCUACUAUAUAUGGUCAAAAUAUACCAUCUUAAAAUAUAGAUAUGGAGCUGAUCGAAGUUUAACCAGUAGAUUGUUUGGUGUCAGCCUUUACGAUACAAAACUCAACGAAUAUAAUACAACUGGUCGUAAACGGUAUAAUCCUGCAAAAGUUUUAAAGAAUACAAAAUAUCCUAAUCAAUCACCAUAUCUUUUCCCAGCACCUUGUAGUUGGGGUGCAUUAUUUUUCCCUGAAAUAUGGCGCGAAUUCCAUUACUAUCAGAAUGCUAGAUUGCAGGAUGUUUUUGGACCUAAACUACAGAAUAUAAAUGUUCCAAAAAGUAAAUCAAAUUCUUGGCCAAAAUCUUGGAAACGUUUCUUUAUAGAACUUACUUACCUUCGUGGUUAUGUGAUGCUUUAUCCUAAUUAUAAAAAAUCUGUUAGUUUUACAACUAAUCAUGCUGAAUACGGAGUUCACUUUCGUGUCAAAGGAAAGAAAAAAGAAUUAUGGCUCCUUCCAUUAAUGAAAAAAGAUAUUCUAUUGAAAGGACUACCUAAUAAUCGUUUACCAGAUUUCAAAGAUUUACCAACUAUGGAUCUUUGGGGAAAUCUUGCGACUCCAGAAGAAUUAAUUCGAAGUGGACGUUCACUACACUCGAAAAUUUCGAUUUGUCCUCCCAAAGAUACUGAUGAACUCACUUAUGAUCCACGUGACCUAUUAUGUGUGGAUAAUUCAACUCUUUCCAAUAAUGUAAAUACGAAUAAACUAGCAGCAGGGGAGAAAAAUCCUGCUGAAGGACCAAUAAUGGAAGAUAAUAUAAAAUCACCUAUUAAUGAAAAAGAAUUAAACCUUUGA